Molecule: messenger RNA, 834 nt
Organism: Fragaria vesca subsp. vesca
Lineage: Eukaryota; Viridiplantae; Streptophyta; Magnoliopsida; Rosales; Rosaceae
Product: putative F-box protein At3g25750-like
Exons: 1
Coding region: 1-834 (277 amino acids)
Source: RefSeq, a predicted model, not a curated record
AUGGAUGAGAAUUUCAUAGUAACCCUUAUAAAUCCAUUCUCUAGGGUUAAAGGGAGGAGAGCAAAAGAAAAUUCAGUCAUCACCCUUCCUGCAUUGGAGCCCAGGAAUGAACUUGAUUCAGAAAUUCAUGUUUUCAGGGCUACAAGUUCAGCAGACCCAAUCUCAAAUGCAAAGGAUUGCACGGUUGCAGUCAUAUAUGGUUACUUAACGCAGCUGGCUUUUAUAAGACUUCAUAAAGAUACGACAUGGACUUUUAUUUACGCUGGAACUAGAAAUGUUCAAGAUCUUGUUUAUGUUGAAGAUAGAUUCUUUGCCAUCAAUGAUCUUAACCAACUAGAGUCUUUUGCUGUUACCCCUCAAUUCAAUCCGAAGGAAGAAAUAACAGUGGUUGCAGAAUAUUUUGAACAAGAGGCAGCAGUCAUUAAGAGAUAUCUGGUGGAGUUGAGUGAUCGUAAAGAACUAAUAAUGGUACAAAGGUAUACGGCGAACAGACAUAACAUACAUGGCAAGCGUUUCACAACAAAAAUCGAAUUGUAUAAACUUGACGCUGACAAGUAUAAGUGGACCAAGAUAAACAGUUUGGGUGGCGCUGCUAUCUUCUUGGGGGAGAACUCGUCCAUAUCGUUGUUGGCCUCGGAGGUGUUAGGGUGUCUGCCGGAUUGCAUAUACUUCGUACACGAUUAUAAUAGAGUACCUUGUAAGCGACCCCGUGAUUUUGGUUUGUAUAACGUCAAAACAGAAAAGUUCUUACCAAUUGAUGACACGCAAGCGGCAACCUUAAUCAAGAUGAGCAACCAGACUCCAAUUUGGAUUGUGCCAAACAUCAAGUUGUAA